Molecule: messenger RNA, 1146 nt
Organism: Trichoderma harzianum CBS 226.95
Lineage: Eukaryota; Fungi; Ascomycota; Sordariomycetes; Hypocreales; Hypocreaceae
Exons: 4
Coding region: 1-1146 (381 amino acids)
Source: RefSeq, a predicted model, not a curated record
AUGAUCGGUGGGCGACUUGAUCCGUUCGACUCAUUUGCGCCAAAUCUGAACCCUAUGAGCGACUCAUUAAUCCUCUACUAUCAUCAAGUUUUCUCCAUGAAUUCUCCCAUCCUCAACUUUCCACGAGAUUGUUUCCUCCGCUCUACACCUGACUUGGCGUGGUUUCAUUCGAUUCUGUAUAUCGUAUCCGCAGAUUACGAUGUGAAACUUGGCGUGUCCGAUUCCAGCUUGAGCCUGUACCACGGCGGCGCCAGUUUUAAAUUCAUCAAUACAGAGCUCCAGGAAAAAGUGAUUCGCGAUUCAACAAUCUCGGCAGUGGCAUUAGUUGCUUCCAGAGAGGGAAUAUGUGGCAACUUUGAAAUGUCCAAAGUACACAUGGAGGGACUAGAGCGAAUAGUGAAAAAACGAGGAGGGAUACAAAACAUAAAAGGAAUACAUGCGCAAAUAGCGACUUGGUGUGACUUUUGCUACUCAAAUAUUUGGAACCUCCAACCGCGGUUUUCUCGUCUCUAUGAUGUACCACCAGAGAACAGCCUUAGAGAACUUGAUCGAACCACCGCUAGAUCUCCGGUAUUGGGAAGUAUUGCUGGCAUAAGUUCAGAAAUGGCUUGUAUAUUAUGGUCAUUUCAUGAUGUGUCCUCCUCUUCCACCAAUGCUACUCCUUGCCCUUCUGAUCUUCAGAAAACAAGCAUGCAGAUCUAUAACAUUGAAUACGAUCUGCUUAUGCUUAAUGAGACACCAAAUUCUCAGAAGAUUAAGAGAUUAUCGAAUGAAGCCGCCGCACUCAAAGUGGCUGCCCAUUUGUAUCUCUACCUGUUGUUACGGAAACUUCCAAGCGGCUCACCAGUCUUUUCUGAGCUAAUUACUCGAUUAAGAAAUGCCUUGGACAAGUGUGAUGAAGUAUCCGAGGAUUCACAAUACGACAGGCUGAUAUGGCGUCUGUGGAUCUUACUCGUUGGCUAUGCAGCUGCUGCGGAAAGGGAGGAUAAGUGGAAAUUCGUGGAAGGCUCACGGGCGAUAUGCAAAGCUCUUCAUAUUACACGUGGAGCCCAGCUGAACAGCUCGUUGAGAGCAACAGUGUGGCAAGAACUAACGUGCGAACGUUGGGCUAAAAGUCUUUGGGCAGACUGUUUGCGUGUGCGAUGA